AUGGCGUCCGUCCUAGUCCCCGUAUUCUACGUCGUCAUUCUCUUCGGCAGCCUCUUCGUAUUCGGCAAAUACUACAGGAAACGCACCUCGAUGAUACAGCUCGAGCCGUACUUCCCCAGACACACAGAACGCGAUGUCUACGUCACCCUUUUACAAAGAUCAGACCCGCCGACCCCCGAGCCGCUCCUGAAAGCCGCCCUCAUCCGCCGAGCCAUGACAGACAUCACCCGCUUCAUGCGCCUCCGCGAGGACAAACCCGCCCUCCAGAACCUGCUGCAGAAAGGCUCCAUCGGCGACGACCUGUGGAACAGCCUCCUCGCCGCAGAGAAGGAGCUCGAGGCAGAGAUCGUGGAGGUCGUCGCGGAGGCCAACACAUUCGUCGAGGGCUGGGGCCAGAUCAUCCUCCAAUCCGCGAGCGAGAUGAUCGGUAACGAGAAGUCGCGACAGAUAUUCGAGUCGAUACCGCAAGCCCGCGCGCUGAACGAAACACGUCAGCCGGCUUAA
This is a messenger RNA of Heterobasidion irregulare TC 32-1, 504 nucleotides long. RefSeq names its product Pre protein translocase subunit Sec66. NCBI's taxonomy places the organism in Eukaryota, Fungi, Basidiomycota, Agaricomycetes, Russulales, Bondarzewiaceae. The transcript is spliced from 3 exons. Gene Ontology annotation, biological process: post-translational protein targeting to membrane, translocation. The record is from RefSeq and is a predicted model, not a curated record. Gene Ontology annotation, cellular component: Sec62/Sec63 complex. The coding region runs from base 1 to 504 and encodes 167 amino acids.